AACCGUAAACCAAAAUCUUCGUUUAGUGCAACUUACAUUCCCGCAAAUAUUAAAACACAGUUUUUCAAAGAUGAGCGUUUCAUUUACUUGCUUUAUCUUCGCUAUUUUGGUCGUUACAGCAACGCCUUUAAGUGCUUCGGAGCGAGAACAAUUAAGCUCAUUGGAUGCCACGACCGUUGAACACUUCACACUGGGUAGCACCGUUGAGGGCGCUUCACCGAUUUACCAAUUUCAAGAGACCGUUACACCUAACAUUGACCAAAGUGAAAUAAUCGUUAAUAUUCAAUAUCCGAAAUCAACUGAUAAUGCUGCCGAUAACAGUUUAACGGACGCUGCCGACCAAAUUAUUACGAAAAUCAGUUUGUAUCUGGAGGGCGAUGAGGGCUUCACAUCUCAAGCGUACACUACGGCGGGCGGCAUAAGUGAGCGAAGUAUUACGCUACAGGUGGUCGUCACAAACACAGAGACACUACGCUAUAUUGUGAUUAUUGAUGGCUUGAAAGCCUAACUGAGAAAGUUACAAGCUAAAAAAUCAGUAAAAGUGAAAUUUUAAUAAAAAAUAAAUAAGAUGAUCGAUGAUAAAUUAUA
Molecule: messenger RNA, 588 nt
Organism: Bactrocera oleae (olive fruit fly)
Lineage: Eukaryota; Metazoa; Arthropoda; Insecta; Diptera; Tephritidae
Source: RefSeq, a predicted model, not a curated record